GGGCUCAGAUCCAGCCUCUACAAGGGAAGCUCUCAGCUUGCACUGCAGCUUUUUUAGGUGGGGUCGCUCCACGUUGAGACGCCAGGUCACCGUCUCUGCACCUGAGGCUGAUGUGGAGUAUUUCCUGCGUGGCAAAGGGUUCUUCUUGCACCUCUGCGGCUCCAUUUUUCCAUAGAGCUAUAUCUCAUGGGGCUGUCCGGUUUCUAUGGGGCUGUGGGGUGAAAGUCCACAGCUGCACAGGUUGAGCCAUUGCCGGCUUUGGCCACGUGCUGCCUGGAUGCGCUCCUGCCCCACUGACCUCACCCUCACCCCCCCGGCUGCUCUGGGCCACACAGCCCUGCCCCAGCAGAGAAAGCCAGAGGAGACUCGAGCAAGAACCCCUCUUGACACUAAGAUGUGGGGCGAGGUGGACACACUCGAAGGGGGAGAGAGGCUGCAACUAGAUUUAGACAGAAUACAAAAGUGGGCAGAUGAGAAUAGGAUGGGGUUCAACGUCGAUAAAUGCAGGGCGCUGCACCUUGGGAGAAGGAACCCACAGCAUACAUACAGGCUGGGGAGCUCCCCUCUUGAAAGCACAGAGGCGGAAAGGGAUCUUGGAGUCAUUAUUGACUCCAAAAUGAACAUGAGCCGCCAAUGCCAGACCGCAGCCAGCAAGGCCAGCCAGACCUUGUCAUGCAUCCAAAGGUGCAUCUCAAGCCGGUCCAGAGAGGUGAUCCUCCCCCUCUGUGCGACUUUGGUCAGGCCGCAGUUGGAGUACUGCGUCCAGUACUGGGCGCCGCACUUCAAAAGGGAUGUGGCCAGCCUGGAGAGGGUCCAGAGGAGGGUCACCCGCUUGGUGAGAGGGCAGCAGGACAGGCCCUACGAAGAGAGACUGAGGGACCUGAACCUGUUCAGCCUCAGCAAGUGGAGGCUGAGGGGGGACCUGGUGGCUGCCUACAAACUCAUCAGGGGAGAUCAUCAGCAAAUAGGCAGAGCCCUUUUCUCCCCAGCACCACCUGGGGUGACGAGGAACAAUGGUCAUAAGCUGAUGGAGAAUAGGUUUAGGUUGGAGAUCAGAAGGCAAUAUUUUACAGUUAGGGUGGCCAAAAUCUGGAACCAACUUCCCAGGGAAGUGGUCCUCGCCCCUACCUUGGGCAAAUUCAAGAGGAGGUUGGACGAUCACCUGUCUGGGGUCUUGUGAACCCAGCAUUCAUUCCUGCCUGUGGCAGGGGAUCAGGCUAGAUGAUCUGUUCAGAUCCCUCCUGCCCCUAGCUGCUAUGAAACUAUGAAACCCAGUGAUCCCAGCUGGUGUUGCAAACAGAGCUAUGGGGGGAGCAUCGCUGGACAGGAGCUGGAAGCCUGCAAUUAACUCCUCAUGGGCUCCAUGCCCAGGUGAACAGCCCCAGCAUACAGCACAGAACUUAAUACAAGCCAUAUGACGAAGGGCUCUGAGAAGUCCCAGUAACAUUGUCCAUAAGACCAAUGAAGGCCAUACAAGGUUAUAAAACCUGUGAAAGGCCCUCAGGAACUUAGCACUGACUUACAGGGGGUGAGUAUUGAAUACCUCCCACCCAUCUGGGCCUGAGCCAGGGUGACCUAUUUAAGAAGCUGCAGUGGGUAGCAACAGGGCUAUGAAUCAAAGCUCCCAAACUUUUCCUUGGAAUUGUGUUUGCAUUUGGCAGAUGUCUUGGACCAGGGCUGCCCAAGGGAAGCUCUGUGGUGGUCAGCAGCUUGGUGACAGCCACUUGGAAACAGAGACAGGUCCAGGUAGCACCUGCUAGACCCCUAUUCAGCAGAGAGCUAAAGGAAGCCCUGGUUAGGUGUCUUGGCUCCUGUGUGGCUCCUGUCACCAGGCAGAGGGUGGGGGAGCGAUAUUGUUUCUGCAAAUCAGCAGAUUGACUUACCAAGAUGUUUAGUGAGGUGCCUGGUUCCAGAGCCAGGAGCUAGGGAGGAGCUCCUGACACCGCUCCCAGGCUGAAGUUCCCAAAUGAAGACAGGACAGCAGGGGCGGAGGCUCCAACAUAAAAUCUGAGCCAGAAGCCAUAUCCAGGCAUCACCCAGCUCUGCAUGUGUGCACGGAGCUGCGUGCAGGUGCACCAAGACCACAACUCAGCACAUCUGCACUGGAGGUGGGGUCCCAGGGCAGAUCCCGAGGGAGUCUGAGUGUGAGUCUCUGACUUUUGGCAUGCCCUAACAUCGCCUUACUUGCCUUUCCAUGCAGAAAUGCCACCAUCUGUGUCUCUCUCCAGAGACCUGUCCUGGUCAGCUUGGGACACUGGGGUUGAAUUCCUGAGGGAGAGGGGAUUUUCCUCCCUGCCUAAGUGACAAUAGCCUGGUGCCGAGGGUGGCGUCCCUCUGUUCACCUGAGUGGGGGAGGGAAAAGCCCCUGCUCCUCUGCCCAGGGAACCAGUGAUGCUUUUUAAAUUGGUUGGCUAGUUGCCAACACUGCUGGCUUCUAUUGGACUGGGCUGCUGAGGUCAGAAAGGCUAGAUAAGAGCUGGUCCAAGAAGAAGGAGAAGAGAAGCCAUUUUUCCAGCAUGGCACAAGCAUCAGGACACAGGGAGAGAGUCUGAUCCAACUGAAACGUACUCUCCCUGGAAAUCUCCGAGCCAGAUCUCUAUCAUCUUCUGGAUGAUACUCUGACUUUUCAUCAAAGGGCACAACACCCCAUCAGAUGUCAGCAACUGGGGAUUUUGACCAGACUGUGCCAUGGUUGCUGCUGGGACUGACACCGGAGGGUCCUGGCUAGAGGGUCUUGUCGCUCGGCUCAGGGUCAAACCAACACUGCAUUGGGGUCAGACACACCAACUGCUGAAGCUUCCUUAGCCUGACGAAGGGUUUUUGAACCCGAAAGCUUGUUUAAUAACUAUUCUCCAACCAUUUGGGUUGGUCUAAUAAAAGAUAUCAAAUUCACCCAA
Molecule: messenger RNA, 2897 nt
Organism: Alligator mississippiensis (American alligator)
Lineage: Eukaryota; Metazoa; Chordata; Crocodylia; Alligatoridae
Exons: 2
Coding region: 206-1180 (324 amino acids)
Source: RefSeq, a predicted model, not a curated record